Penicillium griseofulvum is the source of this 768-nucleotide messenger RNA. Its product is annotated as proline racemase family protein. Bases 1 to 768 code for a protein of 255 amino acids. Lineage: Eukaryota; Fungi; Ascomycota; Eurotiomycetes; Eurotiales; Aspergillaceae. Gene Ontology annotation, molecular function: 4-hydroxyproline epimerase activity. The record is from RefSeq and is a predicted model, not a curated record. The transcript has a single exon.
AUGUCUGGAGGCAACACUAUCGCCACAUCCACCGUCCUUCUUGAAACAGGAAUGGUGAAAAUGACUGAAACUAUUACCAAAAUGGUCAUGGAAACACCAGCAGGCUUAGUCUCUGUCACCGCGGACUGCGAGGACGGGAAGUGCAAGGCUGUCGCAUUCGAGAACGUGCCUUCUUUUGUUUUUGCUCUGGACUACGAAGCACAAGUCCCCGGGAUAGGAACUGUAUCUGUCGAUAUUGCAUGGGGAGGAAUGAUUUACGCAAUUGUCGACGCGACACGGCUUGGAAUCCGUAUCGACAACCAGAACGGUCCAAAGUUAAUUGAAUACGGAGAGAAAAUCAAGCAUGCGCUCCAACACGCCUCGUUCAUCCCCGUUCACCCGGAGAAUUUGAGUAUCAAGGGAGUUAGCAUUCUUGAAUUUACAGAACCCCUCCAGCGAGAUACAAUGGAGGCCGUGAAUACCGUUGUGGUUUCUCCCGGGAGAUUUGAUCGAUGCCCAUGUGGCACAGGGAGCAGCGCAAGGAUGGUUGUGCUUCACGCUCGUGGCCAGCUCGCGGUUGGUGAGAAAUUCGUCCAUCGAAGUAUCAUUGGCAGCACCUUUGAGUGCCACAUCCGUGGGACACAAAAGCUUGGCGAAUACGACGCUGUCUUACCAACCAUCAAAGGAAGUGCCUGGAUUAAUUCAUUCAAGCAAAUGGUGUUGGACGAAAGUGAUCCUUGGCCAGUGGGUUUCAGGGUCGGGGAUCAAUGGCACGUUCGUCCAGAUUAA